AUGACACAAGCUAGCCUUACCAUGGACACAAACAAGCCUACGACGCCAGCCACAGCCAGUCAAUCCAAUUAUGGCAAUGCAGAGUCAGAGCAGCAACAACAACAACAACAACAACAACAACUCCCACCCAUAGUCUACCCCAAACGCAAACGUAAACGUCAACUAUUCACAAAGGACAUUGAAAACCUACUAUACGCAAUGGGCGAUCGCCCUUAUUCACUAGAUUCAACCGUGUCUGCGCUCGAAGACAUCUUAGUCGACUUUGUAUCACGGUUAUCAUACACCAUGGUCCAUUACGCUUCUUCACAGGGUCGAAACCGGAUCAAGUUGAAUGACUUGGCGUUUGCGUUGCGCAAUGAUCCGUUGAAAUUGGGUCGAUUGUUGUAUAUCUUGGAGCAGAGUCAUAAGAUCGAGCGAGCUAAAAAGUUGUUUGACGAGGAGCAAGGAGGAGCGGGAGAAGCGGGAGGAGCAGGAGAAGCAGGAGAAGCGGGAGAAGUGCUGAAUAAAAAGGGCGUAGUGCAUGGCAAAUUUGGCGAUGGCGAUGAUGUUGAUGAUGAUGAUGAUGAUGACGAAGAGGAGGAUGACGAAAAGGAGGAUGAUGACGAAGAAUUUGGCGAGGGUGGUGCAGAGGGUAAUGGCGGUGCUUAUGGUGAUGGAGAAGAUGAUGUCGAAGGCAGAGGCGAAGGCGAGACUGGUGCUGAAAUGAGGCAAAGAAGAGGCCGCGUCGAUGAAGAUGUGUCCGGGAAACGAGGUAGGAAGAAGAAGGUUGAAUUGGAUGCAGAUGGCAAACCGAAGAAGAGAAAGUAUAAAAAGAGAAAACUUGAAGAUGGACUGAGUAAAGGGGACAACUAA
Lodderomyces theae is the source of this 852-nucleotide messenger RNA. RefSeq names its product Taf19p (gene TAF19). The coding region runs from base 1 to 852 and encodes 283 amino acids. The transcript has a single exon. Gene Ontology annotation, biological process: RNA polymerase II preinitiation complex assembly; transcription by RNA polymerase II. Gene Ontology annotation, cellular component: transcription factor TFIID complex. NCBI's taxonomy places the organism in Eukaryota, Fungi, Ascomycota, Pichiomycetes, Serinales, Debaryomycetaceae. Gene Ontology annotation, molecular function: protein heterodimerization activity. The record is from RefSeq and is a predicted model, not a curated record.